AUGAUGGAGCAUUAUAAUCACAAACGAGCUGGUCUUGGGCUUGAAGUAAUUGGUGACACUCGUUUUGGUACUAUUUAUUGGGCAGCACUAUCAAUAAAAUGUGGAUUGCCAGCAUUUCAGGCUGUCCUUGAAGAUACUGAUCUUGGAAUUGAUAUGGCGGCCAAUCCAAUCGCGAUAGAUCUCAUCCUGAAUAAUCGGCAAAGCAAGGACAACAUAGUUACAUGUGCAUCAAAACCUCCCCCUGAUAUGUCGAAGCGAGCAGCUCUUGGCAUUCAAAAGAUUUUGCAGCGGAAAUAUGGUAAUGUUCACGACACAGCCAAAUAUACUGACCCAAAAGCUGAGAUGCAACGUCGAAACUCCGCACUCGCACAUCUGGGUCUGGCUGAAGCACUUCAUAAUCAGUUCGAGGCUUAUUUCCGUGCUUAG
Molecule: messenger RNA, 426 nt
Organism: Suillus plorans
Lineage: Eukaryota; Fungi; Basidiomycota; Agaricomycetes; Boletales; Suillaceae
Exons: 2
Coding region: 1-426 (141 amino acids)
Source: RefSeq, a predicted model, not a curated record